This is a messenger RNA of Thermochaetoides thermophila DSM 1495, 3381 nucleotides long. Its product is annotated as putative exocyst complex component sec8 protein. The transcript has 2 exons. Bases 1 to 3381 code for a protein of 1126 amino acids. The record is from RefSeq and is a predicted model, not a curated record. Lineage: Eukaryota; Fungi; Ascomycota; Sordariomycetes; Sordariales; Chaetomiaceae. Gene Ontology annotation, cellular component: exocyst. Gene Ontology annotation, biological process: exocytosis; Golgi to plasma membrane transport.
AUGUCCGGCAGAUACCAGCCCUACCGCGCCGGCGGCUACGGCAAUCUCAGCCGCCCGGACGAUGAUUACGACUCCUAUGGGGAGGGUUACGUGAGCGCCAGCGAACGCUACCGUCAGCAGGCUUCCCGAGCCGCUACCUCCUCGUCGUCGUCGCUUCGACCCGUCGCUCCAGCAGCAGCUCCUCCGCCGCGCUCAGCCCAGCGUCCUGGCACUAGCAGCUCCCACCAAGAGUCAAAUGCCGAGCGCGAGAUGGCCAAGGUGCUCGAGCUGAUCAAGCAGGAGUGGCCGGCCAUGCUGGAGAACGACUGCAUCCCCGUCCAGCUGGCCCUGCAGUUGCUUGAUACUAGUUCGGUCGGCCGUGCCCAUGAGUACCGCAAUUUCCAGCGCGCACAUCAGUACCUGCAAGACUCGCUCAAGAAGAUCGUCCAUGAGUACCACCAGGGCUUCAACAGCUCUAUCGGCACAUUCCAUAAGAUCCAGGGCAGCAUUCAGACAUCUCAAAAAAAGGUUCGGGCCUUGAAGGAAUCUUUGGCCGCCUCCAAGGCUGCUCUCUGCGCUACUGAUCCAGAGUUAAAGAAGCUCCAUGCUACUUCGCGCAUGUACGAGGAAGUGCUGCGUACCCUGGAUGAGCUAGACGAGUUGCGUACCGUCCCGGAUCAACUCGAGGCAAGAAUCUCGGAGAAGCGCUUCCUCACAGCAGUAGGCGUCCUGCAGAAUGCCCUGCGUAGACUUACUCGACCUGAGCUGGAGGAUAUCGGUGCUCUGAGCGACCUGCGGAGCUACCUGGCCAACCAGGAGACCGCGCUCAUGGACAUAUUGGUCGAAGAGCUGCACGAACACCUCUACCUCAAGUCUCCCUACUGCCAAGAGAGAUGGCAGAAUCUUGCCAAGUGCCAGGGCGCGCUGAGCGAAGCUUUCAAGGACGCCCCGGCCAUGCCACCCUUCCAUGCGGUCUUGGACUCGAUGGACUGGGACCGACCGGUGACGGAAGACCCGCACAAGAAUCCCGAAGCAGACACCUUCUACUAUAUCACUCUCCUAGUGGAGUCCCUCAACAAGCUAGGCAAGCUUGAGACAGCUGUCGAUACCAUCAAGCAGAGGUUGCCGGUCGAGCUCUUCUCGGUCGUUAACGAGACCAUCGACGACAUCGACCAAAAGCACCCCAGCUCACUACGAGGCAGCUCGGGCUCCCACGGCCUACACAUCUAUGGCCAGCGUGAGACCCGCAUGCGGGCCGACGUUAUAUACGACCUGCUUUGGACAUUGUAUGGCAAGUUUGAGGCCAUCGCCGAGUGCCAUCGCGUCUUCCACGAGGCCAUCAAGGCCCUGAUUCGUCGUGAAGGCGCGGGUAACAAUAUUGCCCUGCUGGGCAGCUUCAAGGAGCUCUGGAACCUGUACCAGAACGAGAUCCGCUCGCUGCUGCACAACUAUGUCACUACCGACGCCGAUGUCUAUCAUUUCAGGUCCUCAACCCGGCCCGGCCUGGGCCUAGGGUUGAAUGGGAAGUCAGACUCAGCACGAGAUCAUCUCUUCCGCUUUGCUGAGGCUGACUCCAAGUCGCCGGAAAUGGUCGCCGAGUAUGAGGCGCUGGACAACAUCAUCCGGAAUGCCGUGCCCGGUCUGACCUCCAAUGCCCGGAAGAACAAUGGCGACGGCCGCAAGACAGUCCUUGUGGUGCCGCGAUCCGAUCUCGCCGGCUCGAGGAAGGGGUUUGCUGGGUAUGGCAGCCAACAGGGCAGUGGGACGUACAAGUCGCUGGUUGAGCCGAGCGUGUUCAACAUGAGUCUGCUGCUACCGCCUACGCUGGUGUUCCUGCAGCGUCUGAAGAGCAUCGUUCCUCCGGGCUCUGAUCUGGCUACGAGCACGCUUACCUCUUUUCUGGACAAUUUCCUCGUUAAUGUCUUCCAGCCGCAGCUGGACGAGACCCUCGGCAAGCUGAGCGAUACCGUCUUUGGCGAAACCGAUGCCUUCCUUCAGGACCCCGACUGGGCUCGUGUGGCCAAGCGUCCUGUUUUCAAGGGGGCUACUGCUUUCUUCACCAUCGUCACAGCCUUCUGCCGGAUGCUGGGUACCAUCCCACACGAUCAGGCACUGAGCUCGCUCAUCAUCACGCAGAUGAUGCGGUACUAUGACCGCUGCUUCAGCUGGUACAAGGCGCUUGUCACCAAGAGCCAGGCUGAGCAAGACGGUUCAGCCUCAAACAGCCCACAGGCACUCCGUGCGUCGGCACGCAUCGCCCUCGAGCAAUGCGACAUGCACGAUAUGGUGCAGGAGCUGUGGGAUCAGGAAAAGACGGGCGAUCCGGAGCUCCUGGAGAAGGAGACUGAGAUGCUGAUCUCCAUGGCCAAGGAAAAGCCGCUUCAGAACAGUGACAUCAUCCAGGACCGCGACACAAUUUCGUCGCUGUGCCUACUGUAUACCAGCAUGAAGUGGCUGUCGGUCAAGAUCCAGGGGCUGCGGUUCAUCACGGGGAAUGACACCGAUUCUUCAAGAGCGCCGACUCCGGGGCCGGUGAAGCGCCGCUGGACGUUGCUCAAUGAUCCGAAUAAGGCUACCUCGGAGGGCGGCCCGGUCUAUUUGCCUAUGACGCUGGAGACUGUCCAGUCCUUCGACGGCAUCCUAGCCUCCCUUACCACCCUCGCCACGACCGCGCUACACACCCUCCACCUCGAGCUGCGCUUCCGCAUCCUGCACUCUCUCUCCUCCAUUCUCACUCCCAACCCCCCAACCUCUUCUCCCACUCCAACUACCCCCUCUCCCUCUUCCACAUCCUCCCAAAACCCAACCCCUUAUCUCCUCCGCCCCCCCGUAACCAUCACCGACCCAGAUCCGCAAAUCCUCUCCCUCAACGCAGAUCUCAUCGCAUUCGACGAGACAUUCUCCCGCCUCUUACGCGGAUGCGACAGAGAAGUCUCCUUCCUACGAGACGGUUUAGCCCUGUUAGUCGGUGAAUACUUGAUCGCGAAUGCCCCUCGCGUGGCGCCAAUGAACCUAAUGGGCUGCGAGCGCAUGCUAUUGAACGUUCGCGUGCUGCAACAGAACCUGCGGAAUGUGGAGGGAGAAAAGGCAGAUUUAGGACGGGUGAAUGGGUAUUUUGAAUUGUUUUGUCGCGGGCCGGAGGGGAUACUGGAGAGGGCUAGAGGGGAUGGCGAGUUACAGCAGCAACAGCAGAGUGAAGGGGAUGGGGAGGGACAGAGGAAGAGGGGCAGGAAGGAGAUUGUGCCGGGACGGUGGAAGUAUUCGUAUGAUGAGCUCAAGGCGCUCAUGGAGUUAUGCUUUAGUGAGCAGUUGGCGGAUCCGGAGAAGGGGGUUGCUGCGGCGGCGAGGAGGCAGAUGGCGGAUCGGUUAUUGGGGUUGAGUGAGUAUAUGUGGCAGAGUUAG